ACCUCCCUUUUUUCUGAGAGGAUGCUACCAUUGAUGAAAAGCACAAAUAGCAGCCGAUACUACAAGAAACGCAGCCGGUUCACAGCUCCAGCCCCGCGACACCUGCGGGCAGAAGGCGACAGCCACACGCCGGCUCCGGGGUCGCCUCACGAAAUGGCGGCCGAGCCGCCGCCUGAGGGCCGUUGGGGGCGGUUGCGACCGUUGGCGAGGCGCGCGACGGCCAUGGCGGGGCGGCGGCAAGAGGCGGGCGCCGCGCUGAGGCGGCGGCAGGAGCGGGCGCUGCGCGGCACCAUGCGCGUCGUGCGGGAGCUGGGGCCCGCCGCGUUCCUGCUGCAGGAGGACGGCCGCCGCGGGCCGCCGCUGAGGGUGCUGCUCGGAGCGCCGCACUCGUGCACCUGCGGCACCGCCCGGGCGGGAGCGGGGCUCUGCGAGCACCUCUGCUGGAUACUGCUGAAAAAAUACCGUUUACCAAGAGAUCAUGAAUAUGCUUCUAAGUUGGGUCUUCUCGAAAGAGAAAUUGAGGAGAUACUCGAGCGAUUGCAUCAGAAAUCAACACAAAAUGCAAAACAAACUCUCCUCUCACAAACACCACAUGAAGAGAAUGACAGAUGCAUUCAUCAGAAAGAAAUUGACGAAGAGGAUGUUUGUCCCAUUUGUCAGGAGGAGUUACUAAAGAAAAUGCUUCCCAUCACUUACUGCAGAUACAGCUGUGGUAACAACGUACACAUAAAAUGCAUGAAAAUUUGGGCUGACCACCAAGAUGAAACUGAGAAAGAUUCUGUAGUGAAGUGCCCACUCUGCAGGGAAAAAUUUGCACCACUAAAGCUCAUUCUAGAAGAAUUCAGAAACUCUAAUCAGCUUGUGACUGCAACAGAGAAAGCAAGACUGGAUAGGCACCUCGGAAUCCCUUGCAAUAACUGCAGAGUAUUUCCAAUUGUGGGCAAGUGCUACAAGUGCACUGAGUGUGCUGACUAUCACCUAUGCCAUGAAUGUUUCACUGGUUUCUGCCAUUCUCCACACGUUUUUCUUUUUAGACAGAAGAGAAAUAAGAAAUGGAGAGCUCUUGAACAGCUUUCAGAAUUAUCAGCCCAAGGAGCAAUAUCGAAAAGCUUUAACCCAGCAAAUAAUUCUGAAGAAAGGCUAUUAUAUCUUCAGAAGACUACUUGUACCCCAAAGAACAUUGUGAAGUCUUUACCUGUUAUUUUAGUUAGCAAACAUAGUAAUUUACUUGCCCCAGGUAUUCAAUGUAGACUCUGUUUGAAGAGUUUCCAUCUUGGUCAGUGUGUAAGACUCCUACCAUGUAAUCACAAGUUUCAUAGGGAAUGUAUUGACAGUUGGCUACUAUACCGAAAAAACACAUGUCCUAUUGAUGAAUAUGUUGUAUACAAUCCUCUGACUUGGAAGGAUACACCAGCCAAACAGGAAAACUUCUCAACAGGUUCUCACACAAGUGUUAGAGAACUUGUAAAACAAGGAAAACUGGAAAUGUGUCUCUCUGGAAGUCAAUUUUAUCUCAAGCAAGUAUCAUCUGAACAUACAUCAGGAAGUUCUCAAAGGAGCUUCAAAAAACUUGCUAAUAACAGCGUGCCAGAGACUCAAAAGGAUUUAAGAAGUUUUAGUGACCUCCAUCUAGAUGAUUCUGAUCAUAACAGCAGCAGAACUCUAUGCAAUUUUUCUAGGCACAGUAAGGAUAUUUCUCUAAGCUCUUCUGAGGCAGCAUAUUCUACGAAGUCCAGCGCCAUGAGGAAGGCUGACGUUCAUGAUGCUUUCAGAAUCCCACAUCGGUUUGACUGCAGCAAAACAAGCAAAGUAAUUCCUACUAGAAAAUAUGGCUGUGAUAAUUCCACAAAUGGAAGAUACCCCAGGGAGCUGAAUUUGGAAAUCAAUUUGUGUGCAACAAGCUAUUCUUCAAAAAAAGGCAGUAAAGAUGUGGGAAACACCAGCCACCAACAGAGGCUCCUAACAAGGCGACUGCCUAAAGAUAAUCAUCUUAACUUUAAACAAACAAAACCAGAUUUAUUAUUGGAAGGAAUUCCACUGCAUGUCAGCUCACGAUUUUCUUGUUUUAAAUAACACAGCUGUAUUUUUACCUCUAUAAACCGUACACAGGAUUUCUUAGAGACCAAGACACAAGUUAAUAAGUGAAUAAUCCCAUGGCCUGAAGUGUGGAUACUACAAAAACUAAUUCACUGGUGUUCAGUACUGCAAGAAAUGUUUGCAUUAGAUCAUCACAAACAUACGAACUCAUCUGGCUGGUGUAGACGUUUCAGAAAAUAGCUACAUACUUGUAAAAUUGUCACUGUGUCUUACUGGAAAGUUUUUAACCUUCAGUAAAUAAAUUACUCAAAAGAAAUGUAAAAUGUAGAGAGUUUUUAUAUUCUUAAAGACCAGUUAGAUCAAACUUCUUAUUUAGAGGUAUAAUAAAUGAAGCCAGACUGAUUUUAACAUUAUUGCUGAAAGAGCAAUAUAUCAAAUCUGAGCAAUAUCAAAUCUGCUGUUUUCAGUAUGCAAUAAUAAAAGCAAGAUGGACAAGAA
This is a messenger RNA of Oxyura jamaicensis (ruddy duck), 2535 nucleotides long. It is a transcript of the gene ZSWIM2, whose product is annotated as zinc finger SWIM-type containing 2. NCBI's taxonomy places the organism in Eukaryota, Metazoa, Chordata, Aves, Anseriformes, Anatidae. The transcript is spliced from 9 exons. Gene Ontology annotation, molecular function: ubiquitin protein ligase activity; zinc ion binding. The coding region runs from base 22 to 2073 and encodes 683 amino acids. The record is from RefSeq and is a predicted model, not a curated record.